This is a messenger RNA of Peniophora sp. CBMAI 1063, 1659 nucleotides long. NCBI's taxonomy places the organism in Eukaryota, Fungi, Basidiomycota, Agaricomycetes, Russulales, Peniophoraceae. The record is from the annotation of a GenBank genome assembly.
AUGCACAUGUUCUUCCUGCACGAAGCGGAGGAUGAGAUUUGCAUCCCCGGAGUGAUUGACAUACCUCGGCUCGUGCAGCCGGGUACACCGUUGCGCCACGAGAGCAAAAGCACGUCUGAGCACAUGCUCAGUGUCCAGCUUCAUCGUAACACGGUGGGCAUACAGGACAAGCUGGAGAACCUGGCACAAAACCAGACAGUCAUCACCAUGAAACCAGAGAGCAUCAAAGCUGCUGUACCUCAGACCCCUGCCACACGGGGUCAGCAGGUACUGUAUUACACUCCUAUCAAGCGUAUGGCAGGCAUGCAGCCGACCACAAUGAUCGUCACCACGUCCACGCCCGGGCCUAGUGAUGGAAAUGCAAACAAUGGGGACUCGGACUCUGGCCAGAGGAAGAAGAACAAGUGCAAGGCGUGCAAGUCGCGCAAGGGCAAGGACCCGCCCUCUGCUUUUGAGGUGCUCACACGCGUCAUCCAGGAACACAAUUUGCUGAUCAGCGAACACAAUGCACGCCUCACGGAGAUUGCGGGCCUUCAUGCCGAGAUCUGGAAGAGCCAGAAGGAUCUCGGCGAUGAGCGGAACAAGUGUUGUGAGCUACGUGACAAGCUGCCGGAGGCGGAUGACUACAACACGCUACUUGAGGACUACAACAAGGCACAGUAUAUGGUACGCCGCUCUGUGGCCCAGCUCAAUCGGGCUUCCUGGGACCACACAGCUUGCCUUGAUGCUGUCUAUGGUGUAGCGCGUUGCCUCGGCGUAUCCAACCACCUGCCCAAGCGUGCUCGCUUACUGAUGCUGAUGGGUGACGUGCGAGGCGUAGCCGCGCCAUCAAAGGACUGUUGGUCCACAGCGGCCUGCCGCCCGUACUUCAUCUCGGAAUGGGUCGAAGGUCGCGCGCCACCCACUUUCAACUGUUACACGUCCAAGGAUGUGCACAGCACCGUCAAGCUCGUUAAAGAGCCAGCAUCCCUGCAUCUAUGCACCGUAGCGUGGCACUUCGCAGACCCGGUCAAGGACGAGGCAUUGUACAUUGCGUGCCUCUCCCUCAUCAACAAGCCCGACGAGUACCAGGCCUGGCUGCAACGCAACCCCACUAACCGGUCUAUCGACAAGUCGGCCCUGCGCUCGCUCUUCUGCGGUCAUCACUACUUGGCUGCAGAUCCCGAGUCUAUGUACUGGGAUUGCAUGACAGGGAACGUCGAGCCCGAGGUCCUCAACACGGCUUACGAGGCGAUGCCGUGCGCAUACAAGGUGCAUGUUGUCAACAACAACAAUGUUAAUGCUCGCCUGCCACAUUGGGACACCACCUGGCAGUACCUGCAGUUGUGUGUGGCGGGCUCCAUUAAGGACGACUGCAUGUCGCGCUACCAGGACAAGGACUGGUCCGUGCCGCACCGCAGCUCUGCGGUGGCCGCUCCGCUUACUCUGAGUCGCGCCGAGGAGCUAGGCCGACCAGGUCUAUCAUUCGCGCUGGGACCCAACCGCACCCCGGGCGGGCACAACAAGCAGUGGGGUGGCCGGCCUGGUGGUCAUACAUACCAGCCGUAUGACCCUACUUGCCGCCUUCAACAGUCGGCAUCCUCGGUGCUGCUGCCCGUCAUUUUCAGGUCUAACAUCCCAUCGCGCGUGAAUCUGCCUGAUUACGCCAUAGAGGAGUAG